Trypanosoma theileri is the source of this 630-nucleotide messenger RNA. RefSeq lists its product as uncharacterized. The record is from RefSeq and is a predicted model, not a curated record. The coding region runs from base 1 to 630 and encodes 209 amino acids. The transcript has a single exon. Lineage: Eukaryota; Euglenozoa; Kinetoplastea; Trypanosomatida; Trypanosomatidae.
AUGAUUUUCUUUGGACAACUUGUCUGUGCUGGUUGUCACAAGGUCCUCAGUUAUCCAUUAGGUGCCAUUAGUUGUCGUUGUCGCAACUGCAAUACAGUCAAUGCCGCCCAAAAUAUGCAACUCAACUGCGGCUUCUGCAAUCAAUCCAUUCUCGUCCCGCUCAACACGCUGCGGUUUCUCUGUCCCUGCUGUGCCACCGUGACGGACAUUCCACAGUCCCUCCUUCCACGCGUGGAGGAGCCCGUCGACACCGGCGCCUGCGGGGAAAAUGACGCCAACACCAUUUACGUCACGUAUCCCAUCAAGCGAAGCGGUAAAAAGUCCAAGACUACAAAAUCCUCAGAAACAACAACAACAACUACAACUACUACUACAAUAAUAGCAGCAAAAGGAGGAGGAAGAGGAUCAUUAGAUGUGGUGGAAGAGGGAAAAGGGGGAGUUGUGGAGAAUGUGUUAUCGCGUCGAUUACAACGGGAGGAGAUGGAGGAAAUGAGUAGACAAAUGGAGGAAAGGAAACCAAAACAAUCCAGUAAAAAAGAAGAAGAGGAUGAAGAGAUAGAAGAAGGGAAAGGAGGAAAAAGUGAGCGUGUGAUAUCAACAAUGAUGGUUGUUGGAACGCAGAUAUUAUGA